Molecule: messenger RNA, 1083 nt
Organism: Erythranthe guttata (spotted monkey flower)
Lineage: Eukaryota; Viridiplantae; Streptophyta; Magnoliopsida; Lamiales; Phrymaceae
Molecular function (GO): zinc ion binding; nucleic acid binding
Source: RefSeq, a predicted model, not a curated record
AUGGCCGGAAUCGAAAAACAAAAAUUUCAAAUCCUUGAUGUUACCGGCAGUAACUUCUUAUCCUGGUGCUUAGAUAUCAAAUUACACCUCCAAGGGCUAGAUCUUGUAAAAGCCUUGGAUUGUGUAGAUAUCAAGGAGGCAAAUAGGAAAGAUGAGGCAAAUGCUAUGAUUUUUAUCCGCCAUCAUCUUUCUGAGGAUUUGAAAGACGAAUAUAUACAACUUGAAAGGCCAUCAGAGAUAUGGCAAAAACUCAAAGAAAGGUUUGAUCAUACAAAAACUGUGAUUCUCCCACAGGCCCAAUAUAAUUGGCAGCACCUAAGGCUGCAGGACUUCAAAUCUGUUGCCGACUAUAAUUCGGCAUUGUUUAAACUUGAGUCCCGAUUAGCCUUGUGCGGAGUUAAAAUAUCUGAAUAUGAUAAAUUGGAAAAAACUUUUUGCACUAUGCAUGCCUCGAACUUGGUGCUCCAACAACAAUAUAGGCAGCGCCAGUUUAAAACAUAUUCGGAGUUGAUCUCUGUACUCCUCACAGCAGAAAAAACAAAUGAAUUGCUGUUGAAAAAUCAUGAUUUACGACCAUGUGGGUCCCAAGCUGUGCCUGAAGCACAUGCUAAUCAAAAUAGAAAUAUGGGCCGAUUUAGAGGCCGUGGGCGUAAAUUUUGGCGUGGUGCACGCAGAGGUGGUGGACGUGGUCCCCCUCAAGAUGCCCGAAAUAAUGACCGAGGUGGAUAUGAAUAUCCCCGUCGAAAUAAUAAUAAUACGGUCUGGCAGAGACAACCAUUUCAGGCAAAACGCGAUAAAGGCAAGAUGCCCGCGGAGAGAAUUCCAGAAAAUGUGUGUAUUAGAUGUGGAAUGACUGGACACUGGGCCAAAGUUUGCAGAACCGCCCAACAUCUGGUAAACCUGUACCAGGACUCAAAAAAAGAUAAAGCAAAAAAUGUCCAGACAAAUGCCAUCGAGGCAGAAAUGCCACUUGCUGUUCUUGAAGCCAGCACAUCUGGGAGCAUGCUUGAUCAAGAUCCUGCUCAAGAUGGAGCCUCUCUUGAGUUAUCAGAUUUCUUUACAGAUCUUGAUCCUCUUGUGUAA